Messenger RNA from Aureococcus anophagefferens, 797 nucleotides. RefSeq lists its product as hypothetical. The transcript is spliced from 2 exons. NCBI's taxonomy places the organism in Eukaryota, Pelagophyceae, Pelagomonadales, Pelagomonadaceae. The annotation marks the transcript as partial. The record is from RefSeq and is a predicted model, not a curated record.
CCUUCGGCGCGCUCUGCGCGUCGGGCGCGCUCCAGGGCGCCUGCGGCGGCUCCGCGGCGCUGCUGGCCGCGAGCUUCGCCUACGCGAGCCGCGCGGCGCCCGGCGACGACGCGCGCGCCGCCGCGCCGGCGCCGCGCGACGGCGACGGCGCCGGGGCGGACGGCGGCUACGCGGCCCUGGCGCCCGACGACGUCGCGGGCCCCGCGUCGGCCACGCGGACCUUCUCCGCGGCGGCGACGCGCGGCUUCCGCGCCGUCGCCGCGUCGCUGACCGCGAGCCUCGCGCCGGCGGCCGGCGGCUGGGCCGCGGACGCCUACGGCGACGCGCCGGCGCUCGCCGCCGCGGCGGCGCUCGCCGGGCUCGCGCUCGUCUGGGUCGUCGCCGCGCUGCCGCCGACGCGGCGCGCGCGGCCCGCGGCCGCGGCGCCGGGGCUCGCGGACGCCGCCGCGGGCCUGCGGGCGCUCGUCGCGCCGGGCGGCGACGCGCGCGCGCUCGCCGCGGCCUGGGCCCUCGUCUCCUGCAACAACGUCGGCGUCGGGGCCAUCGCCGUGCAGUACCUCGCGCGGCGCUGGUCCAAGGCCCAGGUCGGCGCGUACGUGUCGCUCCUCGGCGCCGCGGCGGCGGUCGGGAACGUGGCGCUGGAGCCGCUCGCGCGGCGCGGCGCGCGGCGGUCGAAGCGCCGCGACGACCGCGACGUCGCCGUCGACCUGUUGCUGGCGCGGCUCGGCUGCCUCGCGUCCGCGCUGCUGUCGCUGGGCUUCGCGACCGUGAAGACGCAGCGCGCGAUGUACGCGUUG